Molecule: messenger RNA, 2087 nt
Organism: Chiloscyllium plagiosum (whitespotted bambooshark)
Lineage: Eukaryota; Metazoa; Chordata; Chondrichthyes; Orectolobiformes; Hemiscylliidae
Gene: dcps
Product: decapping enzyme, scavenger
Biological process (GO): deadenylation-dependent decapping of nuclear-transcribed mRNA
Cellular component (GO): P-body; nucleus
Molecular function (GO): hydrolase activity; RNA 7-methylguanosine cap binding
Source: RefSeq, a predicted model, not a curated record
GAUUGGUGGACCGGGUGCGGGUUUGAAAAUGGCAGAACAGCAGAGCGAGCUGGCGCCGGCUCCCGAUGAGAAGAAGCGGAAACUCUGCCAAAGCGGGCCCGAGGCGGCGGACUCCCCGGGCUCCGAAAGAAGUGACUUCAACCUGGAGAGUUUCCGUUUGGAGAAAAUCCUACGGGAGAGCGCGCGGGACAAACUAGUCUUCAUUCACGGCAAGGUUGGACAGAACAACGGAGAAGCACGGGAUGCUGUGAUCAUUUUAGAGAAGACGCCUUUCUCUGAGGAAACCUUGCCGCAUCUUCUCAACAAGGAUGCAGAUCUCCGUCUUCAAUUCAGGAAUGACAUUUACAGCACACACCACCUCCAUCCCCUUCCAGCUUUCAAUGAGAUAAAGACUACAGUGGUAUAUCCAGCUACAGAGAAGCACAUCAAGAAAUAUCUAAAGCAAGAGAUGUACCUCAUUAAUGAAACAGCAGAAGACUACAAAACCAUCACCAGUCCAUACAUUGAGUCCCAAUCCUUUAGUAUUCAGUGGGUGUAUAACAUUCUGGAAAAGAAGGCAGAAGCUGACCAUAUAAUUUAUGAAAAUCCAGAUCCACAAGAUGGUUUUCUCUUGAUUCCAGACUUAAAAUGGAAUCAGAAGCAGGUGGAUGACCUGUACCUGAUUGCUAUUUGCCAACGGCGUGGGCUAAAGUCCCUGCGGGACCUAACAGGAGAACACCUGUCAAUGUUGCAGAAUAUAUUGCAGGAAGGACAGGUUGCCAUCUCCAAGCGUUAUAAUAUUCCCGGAAGCCAACUGAGGAUUUACUUUCAUUAUCAGCCCUCCUACUAUCACCUUCACAUUCACUUCACUGCUGUUAGCUAUGAUGCUCCAGGAACCAUGGUGGAACGUGCACAUCUACUUUCCAGUGUCAUAGAGAACCUACAAACCGACCCAGAGUACUACCAGAAGCGAACUUUAACUUUUGCCUUGAAGGCUGAUGACCCACUUCUACAACGGUUCAAAGAGGCUGGAAGGAUGUAGCAGAGAAAUUACUUGUUCACACACUGUCCUUUGAAUAGUAUCAGCCUAGAAUCUAUCCUUCUCUUUCACUUGCAUUCACUCACACUCACACACACUCACACACACACACUCACACUCACACACUCACACACACACUCACACACACACUCACACACACUCACACACACACGUUGAGCUGAGUUACACAGCUUUAGAAGCAUCAACAUUAGAGACAGAAAGCUCUUUCAGUGAACAGACAAGACAGUCAGUCUGACCUCCAUUCAUCAGAACACAGAUCUUCAAAAGGUUCAUUUUUAACAAAAUGAAUGUUGUUGCUAUGGCAUUAAAAUGUUCCUUGCUAUAAAUUAGAGAGAGCAGAGUAAACUCCAAGAGUGGCUUUAAGAAAAACAGAAGUAAAUUUGUUUUGUCUGUGCAAUUAGGCAUGACUUUCAGAUCUCCAUCAUGGUGUUCUUUAUAUAGAAGUUGGCAAGGAUAGGGUCAGCAGAGGGGACAGAAAGGUGCAGGCAUUCGUAAACUGACGCAAAACCCAGCCAAGAUUGUUAAUUCAAAAUUGUAUUCUGGUUUGCUCAUGCAGAAACACAUGGAAGUCUUUGUCCUGAAGAAGCAGGGGUUAUGCUGGGUGAGGGCUGCUUAAUACAGCUAUCCCCACUAUUCAUGCUUCUAAAUCCGGGUAACCCACUCAGCAUAUGUUUGCUUUUGUGUGGGUGAAUCCACAUUUUUGAUGUUCAUUUUCCUGUCAUGAAGGGUUUUCUGCUUCCUGUUCAGGGAAAAAAAGAUCCAUGAGCUUGUUUAUAAAGAAAUUGUUAACAGUUUCCGUAGUAGUAUAGUAAUUCUAUGUAUCCCUUCUCCCUCCCUUCUGAAUUCCUGCGUUUUGCUGGGAAAUAUUCUACAAAUAGUUUCGGCACUUGGCCAUUUUUCACAUGCAAACCAAUAUGUAAGUGAUGCUGUGCUAGUCGGUCAAAGGGAUGUCACCCCCCUUCUCGGGCCUUCAGACAAAGUCGAUACUUCCUCAGGAUGGGAGUGAGAGCUUCAUUUGUUUUUUUCCUUCUUCACCAAGGUGAUGCAG